This is a messenger RNA of Notothenia coriiceps (black rockcod), 1591 nucleotides long. RefSeq names its product synaptotagmin XIVa (gene syt14a). The coding region runs from base 1 to 1008 and encodes 335 amino acids. Gene Ontology annotation, molecular function: phospholipid binding. The transcript has 4 exons. The record is from RefSeq and is a predicted model, not a curated record. Lineage: Eukaryota; Metazoa; Chordata; Actinopteri; Perciformes; Nototheniidae.
AUGUCAGCCCGUGGAUCAGCAGCUCAGGUCCCUAAAGGUUAUGAACCAGAUUCAGUUGCCAAAUAUGGCACUCUGGACGUUGUGUUUGACUUUGACUCAGACGACCAGCAGCUGGCCAUUACCAUCAUGGCAGUGUCGGAUCUUCCUGCCUUGAAACGCACGGGCAACAUCUCCUGGCAGGUUCACCUGGUGCUGCUGCCCACCAAGAAGCAGAGAGCCAAGACAGGAAUCCAGAGAGGCCCCUGCCCAAUCUUUACCGAGACCUUCCGCUUCAGUCACGUGGAGUCAGAGAUGAUCGGCAACUACGCCAUCCGAUUCCGCCUUUACAGUAUGAAGCGGAUGAAGAAGGAGAAGGUGCUCGGGGAGAAGAUGUUCUAUCUUACCAAGCUCAACCUUCAGGGCAAAAUGUCUGUGCCCGUCAUAUUGGACCCAUGCUGUGCUCUCACGGGUGGUGAUUCCCAGGUCAGCCUUUCCGAUAUGACGUGCAGUGAGAGCGCCUCAUCAUUCCAGUCUGUCAGUCAGACCUCAACACCAGAGAUCCUCGUGGGCCUGGUGUACAACGCCACAACAGGACGUCUCUCCGUAGAGAUCAUCAAAGGCAUCCAUUUUAAAAACCUGGCAGCCAACAAGCCACCCAACGGGCUGUUCUGUUGCCUAAAACACUUGAUAGGUGGACAGGUUUAUAUAAUCAGAGAUACAUAUGUUAAGCUGACCUUACUGAACUCCAUGGGCCACGAGAUGUCCAAGUGUAAGACAUCCAUCUGUCGAGGACAGCCCAACCCAACGUACAAAGAGACGUUUGUCUUCCAGGUAGCUCUUUUCCAGCUAUCGGACGUCACGCUCAUCCUCUCCGUCUACAACAAGCGCAGCAUGAAGCGUAAGGAGAUGAUCGGAUGGAUUUCGCUCGGCCUCAACAGCUCCGGAGAGGAGGAGCUCACCCACUGGACUCUGAUGAAAGAGUCUAAAGGACAGCAGGUUUGCCGCUGGCACAGUUUGUUGGAGUCCUAACGGCAAGAGAACAAGUGAAGAGUGAGGGUAACUGGACAGAGCAUUUUUAUUUCCCAGAUGGGUAAGAAAUGGAUGUGUUAAGCUGGAAUCGAUGAAUGUGAAAGAUAUCCAAUGAACCAGUCAGUGGUGGUGAAGGAAAAGACACAAAACAACGUGUGUCUGCACUUUGCACAAUAUAAGCAUUUUCAUGGCACUGUUUGAAAAAUCGCUGACAGCCAUUGAUUAGUAGCACGGAUAGUAAUGUGAUUUAUUAUUAUGGACAGCCAAGUGAUGACCUAAGCUUCUUUUUCAAAGAGCAGAUUCUGAGUAGAGGGAUAAUGUUGUGUAUACACACCUCAAGCUCACACAACUGACACCAGGAUUAUCUGUCAUGUUACUAAAGAGGUUUACAAUGUAAAACAUCAGUUUUUUUGUUCUUCACGUUUACUACAACUUUAUGUCAUGAAUUUAAAGGUUCACCAAGAAAAUCUUUUCUAAAUUUACAAUCCAGAACUUUUCAAAUUAAAAGUAGAAUGUUUUUCCCUUUUGAAAUAGACUUUGCCCCACCAUUAUUAAAGGCUUUGAGGACUUAAUAUAUUAUUUA